Messenger RNA from Sphaerodactylus townsendi, 5122 nucleotides. RefSeq names its product Ras protein specific guanine nucleotide releasing factor 1 (gene RASGRF1). The transcript has 27 exons. Lineage: Eukaryota; Metazoa; Chordata; Lepidosauria; Squamata; Sphaerodactylidae. Gene Ontology annotation, cellular component: plasma membrane. The record is from RefSeq and is a predicted model, not a curated record. Gene Ontology annotation, molecular function: protein binding; guanyl-nucleotide exchange factor activity. Gene Ontology annotation, biological process: positive regulation of GTPase activity; Ras protein signal transduction. Bases 103 to 3870 code for a protein of 1255 amino acids.
GGCGCGGGGGGCGGCAGCGGGGGCUGGGGCUGUGAGCGCGGCCCGCGGGCCCCUCCGCCCGGCCCCUCCGCCCGGCCCGGCCCGGCCCGGCCCGGCCCGGCCAUGCAGAAGGGGAUGCGGCUGAACGACGGGCACGCCGUCCACCUGGCGCUGCUGGCCAAGAAGGAGGGCGCCCGGCGCGGCUACCUGAGCAAGCGGAGCUCGGACAACACCAAGUGGCACCCCAAGUGGUUCGCGCUGCUGCACAACGUGCUCUUCUACUUCGAGAGCGACUCCAGCUCCCGGCCGGCCGGCCUCUACCUGCUCGAGGGCUGCGUCUGCGACCGGGCGCCCUCGCCCAAGCCCAAGGACCCCCUCGAGAAGCAGCACUAUUUUACUGUUAAUUUCAACCACGAGAACCAGAAGUCCCUGGAGCUGAGGACAGAGGACUCCAAGGACUGUGACGAGUGGGUGUCUGCCAUCAGCCAUGCGAGUUACAGGACUCUGGCCACAGAGCACGAAGCGUUAACGCAGAAGUACCUCCAUUUACUUCAGAUUGUGGAAAGUGAGAAAACGGUUGCCAAGCAACUCCGGCAACAAAUCGAAGAUGGAGAAAUUGAGACAGAGCGCCUGAAAUCCGGGGAUUUAGCCUGUGGUUUGCCAGGAGAAGCGUCAUGGCAUGCAGAUCAAUCGAACAACUGCCCUAGCGAUGAUGACAGUGACAUCAAGAAGAUCAAGAAGGUGCAGAGCUUCCUGCGGGGGUGGCUGUGCAGGAGGAAAUGGAAGACCAUCAUCCAGGACUACAUCCGCUCCCCCCACGCGGACAGCAUGAGGAAGAGGAACCAGGUGGUCUUCAGCAUGCUGGAGGCCGAAGCGGAGUACGUGCAGCAGCUCCACAUCCUGGUGAACAACUUCCUGCGCCCGCUGAGGAUGGCGGCCAGCUCCAAAAAGCCACCCAUCACCCACGACGAUGUCAGCAGCAUUUUUCUGAACAGUGAAACGAUUAUGUUUCUGCACCAGAUCUUCUACCAGGGCUUGAAAGCGCGGAUCUCCAGCUGGCCCACCUUGGUGCUGGCUGACCUCUUUGAUAUCCUGCUGCCCAUGCUCAACAUCUACCAGGAGUUUGUCCGGAACCACCAAUACAGCCUGCAGAUUCUUGCCCACUGCAAGCAGAACCGGGAUUUCGACAAGCUCCUGAAACACUACGAGGCCAAGCCGGACUGCGAGGAGAGGACGCUGGAGACCUUCCUGACCUACCCCAUGUUCCAGAUCCCCCGGUACAUCUUGACGCUGCACGAGCUCUUGGCCCACACCCCCCACGAGCACGUCGAGAGGAACAGCCUAGAUUACGCCAAGUCCAAGUUGGAGGAGCUCUCCAGGAUAAUGCACGAUGAAGUGAGUGAGACGGAAAACAUACGGAAGAACUUGGCAAUUGAGCGGAUGAUUAUCGAAGGAUGCGAAAUCCUCCUGGACACCAGCCAGACAUUUGUAAGACAAGGCUCCCUCAUCCAGGUGCCCAUGUCCGAGAAGGGGAAGAUCACCCGGGGGCGCCUGGGCUCCCUCUCACUGCGGAAGGAGGGGGACCGCCAGUGCUUCCUCUUCUCCAAGCACCUGAUCAUCUGCACCAGAGGCUCUGGGGGGAAGCUGCACCUGACGAAGAAUGGGGGCGUCAUCUCCCUCAUCGAUUGCACUCUGGUGGAAGACACUGAGAGCGCCGAGGAGGAGGCAAAAGGAUCUGGACAAGACAUUGACCACCUGGACUUCAAGAUCGUGGUGGAGCCCAAGGACGGCCCAUCCUACACCGUGAUCCUCGUGGCAUCCUCCCGGCAAGAAAAGGCUGCGUGGACCAGCGACAUCAGCCAGUGCGUGGACAACAUUCGAUGCAAUGGCCUCAUGAUGAACGCCUUUGAGGAAAAUUCAAAAGUCACUGUCCCCCAGAUGAUCAAGUCUGACACCAGCCUGUACUGUGACGACGUUGACAUCCGGUUCAGCAAGACCAUGAACUCCUGCAAGGUCCUCCAGAUCCGCUACGCCAGCGUGGAGCGGCUGUUGGAGAGGCUGACAGACCUGCGGUUCCUCAGCAUAGACUUCCUGAACACCUUCCUGCACUCUUACCGGGUCUUCACCUCUGCCCUGACUGUCUUGGACAAGCUGAUCACCAUCUACAAGAAGCCAAUCAGUGCGAUCCCUGCCAGGUCCCUGGAGCUCUUGUUUGCCAGCAGCCAGAACACCAAGCUCCUCUAUGGGGAGCCCCCCAAGUCUCCGCGUGCCAACCGCAAGUUCUCCUCUCCGCCCCCCCUCUCCAUCACCAAGUCGUCCUCGCCCGGCAGGAGGAGGAAGCUGUCCCUCAACAUCCCCAUCAUCACUGGGGGGAAGGCCUUAGACCUGGCUGCCCUCAGCUGUGCCUCCAACGGCUAUGCCAGCAUGUACUCCUCCAUGUCCCCCUUCAGCAAGACCACCCUGGACAUCAACAAGCUCUACGUGUCCGGCAACUAUCCCAGCAAGCUGCCGGACGAGGGGGAGGGGCCUGCCGAGAAGCCCGAGGAUUCUUUUCAGAACAAGACUGGUGCGGAGGCGUCUGUCCGAGAGGAGUCGGAUACGGAUCAGAACCAGAGCGAUGAAGCCGAAGCGGAGAUGUCCCCCAUCAAAUCCCCCACCACCCCCAAACUGGUCAGAGGCAAAAACAGCUCAGAAUUCCCCCUGUUCUCGUACAACAAUGGAGUCGUGAUGACCUCUUGCCGGGAACUGGAGAACAGCCGCAACGCCCUCUCCGCGACUUCUGCUUUCGCCAUCGCAACUGCUGGGGCCAACGAGGGCACCCCAACCAAAGAGAAGUACAGGCGGAUGUCACUAGCAAGUGCAGGCUUCCCUCCCGACCAGAGGAACGGGGACAAGGAGUUUGUGAUCCGCAGGGCUGCCACCAACAGGGUCCUGAACGUCCUCCGGCACUGGGUCUCCAAACACUCCCAGGAUUUUGAAACCAACGAGGAGCUGAAAUGCAAAGUGAUCAGCUUUCUGGAGGAGGUGAUCCAUGACCCGGAGCUCCUGACUCAAGAGAGAAAAGCAGCCGCCAACAUCAUCAGGACUCUGACCCAGGAGGACCCUGGAGACAAUCAGAUCACGCUGGAAGAGAUUGUGCAGAUGGCAGAGGGGGUCCCAGCAGAACCUUUUGAAAACCACUCAGCUUUGGAGAUUGCUGAGCAGCUCACCUUGCUCGACCACCUGGUCUUCAAGAAGAUCCCCUAUGAAGAAUUUUUUGGACAAGGGUGGAUGAAGUUCGAAAAGAACGAGCGGACUCCAUACAUUAUGAAGAACACCAAGCACUUCAAUGACAUCAGCAACCUGAUUGCGUCUGAAAUCCUCCACAACGAGGACAUCACUGCGAGGGUCAGCACCCUGGAGAAAUGGGUGGCCGUGGCCGACAUCUGCCGGUGCCUGCACAACUACAACGCUGUCCUGGAGAUCACCUCCGCCUUCAACCGCAGCUCCAUCUUCCGCUUGAAGAAGACCUGGAUGAAGGUGUCCAAGCAGACAAAAGCCUUGAUUGACAAGCUGCAGCGACUGGUGUCUUCAGAGGGUCGGUUUAAGAAUCUGAGGGAAGCCCUGAAAAAUUGUGACCCGCCCUGCGUCCCUUACCUUGGCAUGUAUCUAACAGACUUGGCAUUCAUUGAGGAAGGCACGCCUAAUUAUACUGAAGACGGCCUGGUGAAUUUCUCCAAAAUGAGGAUGAUCUCCCACAUCAUCCGAGAAAUCAGACAGUUUCAGCAAACGGCCUACAAAAUAGAGCAUCAGGCCAAGGUCACCCAGUACCUGCUGGAUCAGUCCCUCGUAAUGGACGAGGAGGCGCUGUACGAGGCAUCCCUCCAGAUAGAGCCCAAACUGCCCACUUGAGCCCAGGCUUUCGGAUCUUCCCGCACUCCUUGCACCACUGUUGUACAUAGCCACUGUUUGCUCUUUGGAAACCCCCUCGACCGAGUCCCCACUAUGUGCUUCUCCCAAGUUGGAAAGGAACAAGAACAGAGCCCCUUUAAGGCCCCCUCCCUUUUUGGUCUUGGAAGGAGACUGGCCGUCCCUGCGCUUCCCUGAGGAGUCUGGCGUAGCCCACUUUGUCGAUUGCAGUCCUGGUUUAUAUUAAGCAAUGUUCUCUUUGUCAUUGAUUCUUUGUGUGUUGGGGGGGAGGGAUCGGGGUGGCAGGAGGAAACCCCCACGACUAGUGCACCUGGCACAUUGCAUCAUGCUCCUCUUCUGACGGAGGAAUUGUGGCUUCUCUUGGGCUUUGCAAUCUGAACAUUUUGUCGAAAAUACAACCAGCACACCUGUCCCAAGUCGAGCAAUUUGCUGCAUGAGCCCAACACCACCCAUUAUUAUUUUUUUAAAAACCCAGCAAAUUUGGGAAGAAACAACCCGGGCUGCUCACUCUUUCCCUCUGCAAGGAGCCUGUGACGGCUGACAUCAGGGAGGCAGGAGAGGACCCUCCCCGUGCAUGCGGAUGGCCGGCCUGCGGGGGGCUUGAAGGCGGCCCUCGGGCUCCACGGUCUCUUGUGGGCCAGCUCCCUUCAUUGCUGAAAGCAGGGGUGACAAACGGCAGGGAGGGAGAUUUUGGGUCCAGAGCGGGAAGGAACCAGAUGUUCGACCCAAGGCAGAUGCGCCCUUCGUUGCGCUUUUAUGGAAGACCCUGCCUGCUGUCAGUGCGUGGGGGUGGGUGGGUGGCAGCUGCACUUGGGAUGCAGUCCCAGACACCCUGCAAGGCCACCAGCCGGCCCUGAGGGGAGACAGCCCGUCUCUCUGGAUAUGUUUCCACUGCAUCAUGUCCCUGGGCAGCUUCUGUCAACCUGCUCCGUCUGUAACCUAGUGACACUUCUUAGUAAUAUAAUGUAGAAUUAGAGGGGGUGGGGGGGAGAAUGUUUUUAUUACAUAUACUGUAAUCCUGACUAGCCGCUCGUUAGCAGGAAUAUAGUAAUGUAGUGCUUAUUCUGUGAAUAUUAUCAUGUAUUUUUUACAUUGUACAGUAUAUAGACCCCGGAGAACUCUCCAGUGGCAGGCAGGCAGGCAGGCAGGCAGGCAGGCAGGCAGGCAGGCAGGCAGGCAGGCAGGCAGGCAGGCAGGCAGGCAGGCAGGCAGGCAGGCAGGCAGGCGCAGGCAC